Hyaloscypha bicolor E is the source of this 924-nucleotide messenger RNA. RefSeq lists its product as uncharacterized. The transcript has a single exon. Bases 214 to 684 code for a protein of 156 amino acids. The record is from RefSeq and is a predicted model, not a curated record. NCBI's taxonomy places the organism in Eukaryota, Fungi, Ascomycota, Leotiomycetes, Helotiales, Hyaloscyphaceae.
CCUCCAGAUUGAUAUGUCCUGAACAGCGCAACACUCACAUUCAAUUAUUCAAGGAAUCCUUGACCACCUGAGUGAUAGUACCGUGCAUAAUUCGCCAACGCUUCGUUCGAUCUCCUUCUCGGGCGAGGAAGGCAGCCUUUCUUGAAGAGUUGUCUAGCAUCUAUGCCAGAGAAUCUUAUUGGGACUUACGGCAACGGCGGUGAUGAAUUUUAGAUGAUCGGUGGCCUGUCUUUUUCUUAUUCAUAUUUCCCCCACAGCAUAUGCCGCAUUGUCUGUCAUAAUUCCCCUCAAAGCUCUGCCAGGCCGGGCGAGCUGGCACUCCCGUGGCUGCAGUUCGAAAGAUAUCAUCCACCAAACGGUGCAGCAAGUUCUGACCACACUCGUGGAUAUCUGGUAAUUCUAGAUCAUGAGGGAAGGGCCCGCUUGAUGGCAUGGCCAACACUCCGAUACCAGGAUUUUGGUAUGGUGCUUCGCUGGAAUACUUCGAUAAUGGCCCAGGCAAGCUCUGAGAGCAUGCCCACAAAUCAUAAAAGACAUUACGACCGACGAGGUGAUCGAAUGACAAUCGUGAGUAGCCUCAUAAUCGGUAUACUAUCACAAAAGAAGUGGUGCCUUACUCUUGGUGGACAUCAUUGGAAGGCCCAGCACUACGAGCAACACAAUCUUCAUCUUGUUGAAGUAUGAAAUAGAUUUAACUUCAUACCACCACCUUCGUGAUCCAUUAGCUGCAUAUCAUUACAUCUUUGAACCAUCUCCUACCAUCAAAAACGAAACACAACUUUCUCCAACGCCAAAUAGAGAAUGAUGUCUCGUAUUACCCAGCACGUGCUUGCGCUCACGUGCCUCAGCGAAAAUAGAAACAACGCUAACCUUAAAAUCUUGGUUGCGCGGAGGCAACGACGAUCCCCCAGCAGCCAACCAUGU